AUGCUGUCGGAAAAUAAGGUGUCUGUUUGUGCUAUUCUAGAAUCGCAUGUGGAGGUUGCUAAUCUGGAUAAAGUUUGUAACAAGGUGUUCAGAAAUUGGAGUUGGACGUCUAAUGGGGGUCUUUGUGAUCGGGGUACUAGAAUUAUCCUAGGAUGGAAUAGUGAUAUUGUGGAUGUUAUGAUUUUGUCUCAAUCUGAUCAAGUUAUUCAUGCGCAAUUAUGGUCCAAAACUGAUAAUACUAGUGUCUUCGGGUCUUUUGUUUAUGUAAAAAAUAAAUAUCAAGACCGUAGGGCUCUUUGGGAGAACUUAGCUGGGCAUGCAAUUUUGUGUACGGAUAAGCCUUGGUUUGUCAUGGGCGAUUUUAACUCGGCGCUUCAUAUGGAGGAUUCACUGUUUGGUACGUCGAUUCAAACUAUAGGUAUGCGAGAAUUUUAUGAAUGUGUCAAGAAUUCGGGCCUCUUUGAUGUGAAGGGUCAUGGUAUGCAAUACACUUGGAACCAGAAGCCGAAGGAGGGUAUUGGUUUACUUCGUAAGAUUGAUAGGGUCAUGUGUAAUGUUAAGGGUUUAGACAUGUUUCCUGACGCUUAUGUUUUGUACCAUGCGUAUCGGGUCUCGGACCACACCCCCUGCAUUUUAAAGCUUACAAACGUGCCUAAAGGGUCUAAGCCGAAACCGUUCAAGUUCGCGAAUUUUAUUACUUCUAAACCGGAGUUCAGAAUUUGUGUCGAGCGAGAAUGGGUGAAGACGGUUGAUGGGAUUUCUAUGUUCUCGGUUACCUCUAAGUUAAAAAACUUGAAGCCAGGUCUUAGGAAAAUCCUGAACCAACAAGGGAAUUUACACUUAAAGGUGAGUGAGUUGCGUAAAAAGCUUGAUGAGAUCCAAUGCCUGCUAGACAAGAACCCUCUUGAUGUUGAGCUUCGUAAUAACGAAUCGGAGUGCCUAAAGGAGUUCCAGAUUGCGGCGUAUGAUGAGGAAUGCUUCUUGAAACAAAAAUCAAAGGUUGAGUGGCUUUGUACCGGGGAUUCGAAUACAACCUUUUUUCACAAUAGCCUGAAAUGUAGAAACGCUAGAAACAAGAUUCAUUGUAUUCGGGAUGUGGCUGGAACCCGAUAUGAAGGGGAUGCGGCUUCGGACGCGUAG
Molecule: messenger RNA, 1140 nt
Organism: Helianthus annuus (common sunflower)
Lineage: Eukaryota; Viridiplantae; Streptophyta; Magnoliopsida; Asterales; Asteraceae
Exons: 1
Coding region: 1-1140 (379 amino acids)
Source: RefSeq, a predicted model, not a curated record